UUCUGUCAUUCCGAUUCAAAGGGUAAUUAAACUUUGUGGUUAAUUUGAAUUGUGUCAGUAGAUGAACAUGUUAAAAAGUCAGCCUUGAUAGCAUAAUUAGUAUGAUAAUAUUAAUGAUGAGCACGUGAGUUCUUAUGUUCAAAGUAACACACAUUUUCAGCUUCAGUGAUGUGCGUUUUUUCCUUUUCUUUAAAUAAAGCAACAUUUGUACUUUGUGAACAUCAUUUACUGACCACGAGGGGGCAGAUUGUAUUCUGGCGCUCUUCAUUAAUUCCCUCAAGAACUUGAGGAGAAACUAGAGGAGCAGAACUUGAUGAGAUGAUCAGACUGAAGCUCUCGCUCAUCCGCAGCGCAUCAUUUCAUCAUCUAGAUCUGUUCAUCACACUCUCAUCAUGUUGACGCUUUUAUUUGCUCUUUCUCUAAUUGUUGCCUCAGUUCAGGCGGAUAAACGCGCGGUGGAGAUGAAGAUGAGCCUGAUGGAGCCUUCAUCAUCCUCAUCGCUGGAGCUCUCCGCGAGCGCGAACCCCUCAGCGGCCCAUCGCAGUGAUGAUGAAGAUGAUGAUGAAGCUGUGCGGAGCCUCGCGCAUCCUCACGCACCGCGAGUUCCGCGCGGGUCCAAAUCCAAACAGCGAGACCGACACGCGCGCCCUCAUCCCGACCCGGACGCGUUCUUCACCACACCGCGAACGUUCAACGGCUCGCUGCGCGUUCACAACCCGCUGUACCCGCUCACGGAGGAGUCGUACAGCGCGUACGCCGUCAUGCUGCUGUCGCUCAUCGUGUUCUCAGUGGGCAUUGUGGGUAACCUGGCGCUCAUGUGCAUCGUGUGGCACAAUUAUUACCUGAAGAGCACGUGGAACUGCGCGCUGGCCAGCCUGGCCUUCUGGGACUUCAUGGUCCUGUUCUUCUGCCUGCCUGUGGUGAUCCUCAACGAGCUGACCAAGAGAAGACUGAUGGGAGAUCUGUCCUGCAGGAUAGUGCCAUAUGUGGAGGUGACGUCUCUGGGCGUGACCACCUUCACUCUGUGCGCGCUCAGCAUCGAUCGCUUCCACGCGGUGACCAGCGUUCAGGCGCGGCCGCAGCAGGUCGAGUCCUGUCAGUCCAUCCUGGCCAAGCUGUCGGUCAUCUGGGUGGGAUCUCUGGUCCUGGCCGCCCCGGAGCUGCUGAUGUGGCGGCUGGAGCAGGAAGUGUCUCCGCGGACGGGUCUGCCGGUGGACUCGUGUAGCCAGCAGCCGUCCGCGGCGCUGCCCGAGACGCUGUACUCGCUGGUGCUGACGUACCACCAGUCCAGAAUGUGGUGGACCUUCGGGUGCUUCUUCUGCCUGCCGCUGCUGUUCACGGGCGCAUGUCAGCUGCUCACGCGGCACGUCGCCGACGAGAAACGGCCGUCCUCCGCGUCGUCCUCCGCGUCUUCGUCCCCGAAAAAGCAGCGACGAGAGCGUCAGCUGACCCGUACGGUGGUGGCGUUGGCGUCCAUAUACGCCGCGUGCAGUUUGCCGGAGAACGCCUGGAAUAUUGUGCUGGCGUAUGCGGGCGUGGAGGUGGGCGUGGCCACACGGGCUCUGCUGGCUCUCAUUGGUCAGUUCCUGUUGUUCGUGCGGGCGGGGGCGACGCCCGUCGUGCUGCUCUGCCUCUGUCGCGCUCUGGGCCAGGCGUUCAUGGACUGCUGCUGCUGCUGCUGCGAUGAGUGUCUGCCGGAUCCCUCAUCGUCCUCCACGUCCUCGUCUUCCUCCACCAACGCCACGGCCGUCUCCUCGUCCCUGUCCUCGCCCGUCUCCGUCCAGGAGGACAAGCUGAAGAUCGUGUCGGGAACGUCGCCCGCGGCGUUCUUUGAUAAAGUCAAGGAAAGUCCGCCCGAGCUGAUCAUCGGAACGCCAUGUUGAUCUUCAACGUUCUUCUGUUUUCAUAAAAACUGUGAAUGAAAUAUCGUCACUAACACUCUUAAAGGGACAGUUCACACGAAAAUCAUCAUUCUGUUCAGUUCGUCAUUUACUUGUUCCAAAUAUGUAUGAAUUUCCUCACAGUAGAUGAACAUGAAAUUAAUGCUUAAAAAAUGACUGAACUAUCCCGUUAAAAACAGCUGUCACUCACCGCUGGAUGAGGAGAGUUACACACAGGAAGUAGAGAAACCGUUUCCUGUUUCGUCAUUGAUUACGACCAAUCAGAAUCCAAUGUAAGCAUUGUUUCCGCCACUGAAAAAAAAAAAGGGGUAAUUGCGACUUUUUAUCUCACAGUUCUGACUUUUUUUUUUAGAAUUGCCUGAAAUAAACUCACAAUUGCGAGAGAUAAACUGGCAAUUGCAAGAAAAAAGUUUAUAUCUCACAAUUCUGACUUUAUAUCUCGCAAUUGUGAGAAAAAAAAAGUCACAAUCUUCUUUGAAUUUUUUUAUUCUGUUGCGGAAACAAGCUUUAAUAGAUUCCUUAUUACAACUAUUUGUUAUAAAUGAUCACAACUAGUUGAUUAGUUAAUUCAAUCUGUCAAUCCACUUUCUUUACUUCAGACCUACAUAAAAACUCUAACCAUUUCAUUGUAUUUUAAUAACUAAUGUUUUGUUUAUGCAUAAAUAUUAUACUGCUGGAUGGACAUUUAUGGCAAACUUGAAAACAUUCUAUUUUUAUGCACUUAAUUUGUCUUUAAAUUGCCUUGUGUUUUAGAAGUCAGUGUAUAAGAAUGAAAGUGUGGGUUGGAAAACCUUUUUAGAUCAACUUUUAUAAGCUAAAGUUCACGGCUGUGGCCUUGGGAAGAUGAAAUUCUGUGUUUUAGUGUCUCACACAUCAAAGACUGUCUGAUUCUCUGCUGGAACUGACUGAUCUGUGCCCGUCUGUACUCUCAGCAGAGGCAAAUGACUCUACGAACUAUAAGAAAAGACUGUUUUUGCAACUUUAACACGUUAGAAAUGAUUAUAAUAGCAAAUUGAACCGAUGUUGCUGAACAGAUUGUUAGCAUCAAAUCUUUUGUAUUUGUUUUUGUACUUGGUUGCAGCCAAUAAAAGUUUAAAAGAGUUUGAAUAUGUCGCAUAAACCUUAUGCAACAUUCUCUGUUUUAAACGA
Molecule: messenger RNA, 3050 nt
Organism: Megalobrama amblycephala (Wuchang bream)
Lineage: Eukaryota; Metazoa; Chordata; Actinopteri; Cypriniformes; Xenocyprididae
Gene: gpr37l1a
Product: G protein-coupled receptor 37 like 1a
Biological process (GO): positive regulation of MAPK cascade; adenylate cyclase-inhibiting G protein-coupled receptor signaling pathway
Cellular component (GO): signaling receptor complex; plasma membrane
Molecular function (GO): G protein-coupled peptide receptor activity
Source: RefSeq, a predicted model, not a curated record